Medioppia subpectinata is the source of this 417-nucleotide messenger RNA. The record is from the annotation of a GenBank genome assembly. Lineage: Eukaryota; Metazoa; Arthropoda; Arachnida; Sarcoptiformes; Oppiidae.
AUGAUGAGCAAAUUCAACCGGAUUAAAAUUACGAUGGAAGUGGUGUUUAUCCUAAUCAUCCUUGUAAACAUACUAGUGUUAACCUCAUUAAUACUGGCCACCUGGGGCAAACAUGAACAAGAUAAAUUGUGGCCAGAGGUUUCACACAACGAAGCACUAGCGAUCGUUAUUAUAACUGCAAUUAUUUUAAUAUUAAACAUCGCGGGUCUGAUUGGCAUAAUAACCGAGCGCAAGUGCAUGGUGAUUAUCUUGGUGAUUUUGGUCACCUUGUCCAUUUUUUACGAGUUAAUGGAGGCCGUGUAUUUCGGGGCCCUAAUGGGUGCCUGUUUAGCCGCACUCACCAUCCAAUACAUUAUGCUUAUCAACGAUAAGCGCCGGGACUUUGACGCUCGGUAUCCCAAACCCGAAUUAAAUUAG